AUGAAGGAAACAAACAAAGAUCUACUGGAAUUAGAGGACAAGAUUCCAUCAUCUUCUUCUUCCUCUGCAAUCGAAUCGGUGCUUUUGCUCACUAAGGAGAAGAAGGAGAAGAAGAAGAAGAAGAGAGAGGAGGAGGCUCCAUCAAAGCCAACGAUUGCUCCAGUUCCCAAAAGCCAAUUUCUCGACAAAUUAAAAGGCUUCCUUGGGGUUAUGGCGGAAGCGAACAAAAAGUUGGAGCAAGAAGUAGCAGAGGGAAACUCGGAAGCUUUUGAUAUCGAAGCACUUACGGGAGACGAAUCUCAGGUUGUCGAGAUGAAUCUGAUGGUCGGUGUCGCUGAUCUCAACACUCCUGAAGCUGUCAAAGCGGCUGAAGCAGCUAUUGCAGGCAAUGGUCCUGCUGCUGAAAGUGGAGACUCAAGUAGCGAUGAUGAGAGUGAUAGCGACGAAGAGGAGGAGAAGAGCUCUUUGGGUGAUGAAGGUAGCAGAAAACGUACCAAGAUCACUGAGCUUUCCUGA
Microthlaspi erraticum is the source of this 516-nucleotide messenger RNA. The record is from the annotation of a GenBank genome assembly. Lineage: Eukaryota; Viridiplantae; Streptophyta; Magnoliopsida; Brassicales; Brassicaceae.